GCCCGGCGAGUCGGGCGAUGCGCGCCAGGGGCGUCCGCCCCGCACUCGGGGGACUGACAGGUCGGCAGGACCCGGCCCUGGGGCCGGGGCCACCCCGGGCACCUGCGUGGGGAGGACGCGAGGUCCCGGGGAGGAAGGAAUGGCUUUGGUUUCCCCGCAGUCUGGUUUACACGUAAAGAAUGCAGCCAUCUGGCGGCUUGCGGUCCCUGGACUUGCCCCGAAGGUUGAAAUUGAGCAAAGAUUGGACACCUUUUUAGACAGGUGUUCUUGAGCACCACUGACAACACGGUUCUGACAGUAUUUCAUGACAAUGGAUGGUGACAGUUCUACAACAGAUGCUUCUCAACUAGGAAUCUCUGCAGACUAUAUUGGAGGAAGUCAUUAUGUUAUACAGCCUCAUGAUGAUACUGAGGACAGCAUGAAUGAUCACGAAGACACAAAUGGUUCAAAAGAAAGUUUUAGAGAACAAGAUAUAUAUCUUCCAAUUGCAAAUGUGGCUAGGAUAAUGAAAAAUGCCAUACCUCAAACGGGAAAGAUUGCAAAAGAUGCCAAAGAAUGUGUUCAAGAAUGUGUAAGUGAGUUCAUCAGCUUUAUAACAUCUGAAGCCAGUGAAAGAUGCCAUCAAGAGAAGCGGAAAACAAUCAAUGGAGAGGAUAUUCUCUUUGCCAUGUCUACCUUAGGCUUCGACAGUUAUGUGGAACCUCUGAAAUUAUACCUUCAGAAAUUUAGAGAGGCUAUGAAAGGAGAGAAGGGAAUUGGUGGAGCAGUCACAGCUACAGAUGGACUAAGUGAAGAGCUCACAGAGGAGGCAUUUACUAACCAGUUACCAGCUGGCUUAAUAACCACAGAUGGUCAACAACAAAAUGUUAUGGUUUACACAACAUCAUAUCAACAGAUUUCUGGUGUUCAACAAAUUCAGUUUUCAUGAUCUGAAGAAAUGGAAUGGAGAGUGUAGAGAAGUGAGAGUCUGUAUGAUUCUGGAGCAGAGACAUCAGAAGGAAAUGACUGGUGAAAAGAUGUCUCUUUGUACAUUAAUAGCUGUAAUGUAGCUUCCUGAUGCUUGACUAAUUGAGGUGUUAAUUCUGACUUGAGAAUCUUUUUCAUGAAUGAUUUUAAAGAAAAAUUUGGAUUUUAAAGGUAUUAAAAUAUUUUUGUUUUGUACGAGAGUUUGUUGCUCUGUAUGACUCCUGUAUGCAUUGUAUAUUGCAAUUUAUUACUGUCAGAGAUUUGUAGACAGUUUCUUAUUUUCAUAUUGAAUCAUGUUACUUUUGUAAUUCAAGUAAGCAGCUGGGUUAAUUCAUGAUGUUUGCCCUUUUAAUAAAAUAUAAGGGUAGAGUUCAUUUUGAAUGUAAGUUGCCUUUAUUAUGAAUUUGAGUUUGUCUUGGUUAUAUAUCUUGCAUGGUAACCUAACUAGACUUUUAGCAUUUGCCAUAUUUAUUAAAAGAGAUUUUUUUUUUUUUGGUAAAACAUU
Lemur catta (Ring-tailed lemur) is the source of this 1471-nucleotide messenger RNA. RefSeq names its product nuclear transcription factor Y subunit beta (gene NFYB). The record is from RefSeq and is a predicted model, not a curated record. NCBI's taxonomy places the organism in Eukaryota, Metazoa, Chordata, Mammalia, Primates, Lemuridae. Gene Ontology annotation, molecular function: RNA polymerase II cis-regulatory region sequence-specific DNA binding; DNA-binding transcription activator activity, RNA polymerase II-specific; protein heterodimerization activity. The coding region runs from base 305 to 928 and encodes 207 amino acids. Gene Ontology annotation, cellular component: nucleus; CCAAT-binding factor complex. Gene Ontology annotation, biological process: regulation of transcription by RNA polymerase II. The transcript has 8 exons.